This is a messenger RNA of Eruca vesicaria subsp. sativa (arugula), 933 nucleotides long. Lineage: Eukaryota; Viridiplantae; Streptophyta; Magnoliopsida; Brassicales; Brassicaceae. The record is from the annotation of a GenBank genome assembly.
AUGAUGUUUUGCAGAAACGUCUCCGUGAGACGGAAGAAGAAAAAUUCUGGAACGGUGCCUGUUUAUCUCAAUGUUUACGAUCUCACACCAAUGAAUGUUUAUGUUCAUGGGGUUGAAUAUGGAUAUGGGGCACACGAGCAUUCAAGCACUGGGAUUUUCAAAGUGGAGCCAAAGAAGUGUCCUGGUUUCACCUACAGGAAAUCGAUUCUGGUGGGUGAGACGGAGAUGAAACCGAAAGAAGUUGGAAGUUUUAUGGAGGAACUAGCAGAAGAGUAUCAGGGGAAUAAGUACCACCUCAUCACAAGGAACUGUAAUCAUUUCUGUAACGAUGUUUGUUUAAAGCUAACUCAGAAGUCAAUCCCUAAUUGGGUCAACCGUCUUGCUCGCUUAGGUUUCAUCUGCAACUGUGUGUUACCGGCUAGCUUGAACGAGAUGAAAGUGAAGCAGGUAGGUAAAGACGGGAAGCUCUUGGAAGUAGGAGAAAGUAAGAAGAAAAAGAAGAAGAAGAAAAAGAAGUUGAGAAGCCGAUCGGGUCCUUUAGCAUCAUCUGAUUCAAGGUUAGAUAAUAAGCCUUCACACGUCAGGUCAAUAUCAACCGGUAAUCCUCCUUCUUCUCCUUCUGCUUCUUCUUGUCCUCUGAUAAAGCAAAGACAUGGAGUUCCUUCUGAUGCAUCUGGACCUCGAGAUUAGAAAAAUAUGAUUCUUUAUCAUUGUUUGAAAAGCUAAUUUAUAUGUAUUUGUAUAUGAAUGAAAGUGAGGAGGGGUCCUUGUGCUUUAUUAACAAGUGCUAUGUAUCCUCCAUUGUUAAUCCCUUUGGUGUUCACUUGGUAAUUGAUAUGUUAUGGUUAUAGGCGAAUCAUGAAAAUCUGCAAAAAGAGACUGUGAAUUCCAUAUUUCUCUUGUAUAUUUUGAUGUAAACUUUUUUGGAUAUUG